AUGGAGCGCAUCGCGGCUGUCUGCAUUGCGCACCGCUUGCUAUUGGCAGCCAACGCGUGCAUUCCUGGCGCACCCAUGGCCACAAGUUGUCUGCAAAGCGAAGGAAAUCGCGCCUUAUUGUUAAACCACGCCAUUGUUGUUUUGUUUACAGACUGCGAGAGCUGUCGUGCCAGACUGCCAGAGGAGAAGGACGCGGAAAUACAACAUCCCUUCAGCGUCGAGACGUUUCUGGACAGCGGCGAGUUCACGGAUUUCGAGUUUCGGGUGAAGCCGGAGGAUCAUCCCGACAUCCUCGAGCGGAAGUUUCGCGUGCACAAGCAGUUCCUGGCCAUGAGGAACGAAGUCUUCCAUGCCAUGUUUUUCGGAGACCUGGCUGAGAAAAGCGAAGUGCUCAUUACGGACGUGCACCCAGACGGCUUCGACUUGCUGCUCAGGUACCUGUACUCUGGCAAGCCCAAGAUGAAGAGCAUCGACGACGCUCUGCACGCGAGGUUCGCCGCCAAAAAGUACCUUGUUCAGGGACUUGUAGACGCAUGUGGCACCUAUAUCGAGAAAAACCUGAAGCCGGAUCGGCUGUGCUCCUUCAUAGACUACUACAUGCAGAGCCGCGAGCCAGAAAUUGACGCCAUCGCGGAGACACUUCUGACGUCCUCCAAGGCGCCGGAGAUCCUCACGUCCAAGGAAUUCAAUGGCGCCCUGGAGGAAACGGUCCGAUAUAUCGUGGAGAGGAUAAGGAAGGUUUCCGAAGACAGCGUUACCAAAGCAGUGUUCGGCUGGGCCCAGGAACAGUGCGUCAACAGCCUGCAUUCGGACAACCCUAUCGAAGUGAAGGAGCUGAUGCGCACUUUCUAUCCUAUGCUGCGAUUCUUGACCAUGACGGCGGAGGAGUUCGUGGUGGGACCUGGUUCCUGGGGUCUGUUAGAAGACGUCGAGAACCUCGCCUUGCUGCGCAAUAUUGUGAAGUGUGGCUCUCAGCCGCUGCCCGAAGGAUUUUGUGACGUCACUGAUGAUCGCUUCUAGUUCCGAGGAGAACAGUAAAGUCCGUUGGUUGGUUGGUUGAAAAACUUUAUUUUGUUUAGUAAAGUCCGUGUCGCACAGAAACUUUCGAUGGCCGUUCAUCCUGCCGUUUUACGGUCAUGUGCAUUUAGUGCUAUUUUUUCCCAAGUGGUUGGCAUUGUAAUAAUGUCUAAAGCUUGAAAAUGCCGCAAAUGCCAGUGAUUGCCGGAAAGCGGCAAGACAUGGCGUGCAGUGUAUGAUACUGUGGCUGUGUAGAUAUAAUUGGCAGUAAACGUUUACCGGUAAUGAACUAUU
Messenger RNA from Rhipicephalus sanguineus (brown dog tick), 1311 nucleotides. RefSeq names its product BTB/POZ domain-containing protein 6. Gene Ontology annotation, cellular component: cytosol. The record is from RefSeq and is a predicted model, not a curated record. Bases 1 to 1020 code for a protein of 339 amino acids. Gene Ontology annotation, molecular function: protein binding. NCBI's taxonomy places the organism in Eukaryota, Metazoa, Arthropoda, Arachnida, Ixodida, Ixodidae. The transcript has 4 exons. Gene Ontology annotation, biological process: neurogenesis.